Messenger RNA from Amphiprion ocellaris (clown anemonefish), 1715 nucleotides. RefSeq names its product N-lysine methyltransferase KMT5A-A-like. Lineage: Eukaryota; Metazoa; Chordata; Actinopteri; Pomacentridae. The coding region runs from base 1009 to 1641 and encodes 210 amino acids. Gene Ontology annotation, molecular function: protein binding. The transcript is spliced from 5 exons. The record is from RefSeq and is a predicted model, not a curated record.
UGUAUUCUCUAUUGUUGUUGUCAUUAACUAGUUGCUUUUGGGUAACAGUAAGAACAUAAUCAGAUGUCAGAAGCAGUUCAGUAGCAACAUUCUAAGCCUUGGUCCUUAUCUCACUGAAGGAUCCAAGUGUUUUUUCCCACAUCAUGAUAAAAGGGGCUGAGCGUGUUUCUUCCAGCUGUUUGAAACUACUGAUUGAUUAUGAGUUUAAUACCUGCACCAUCAGAGAGCAGUAGGAUCAAUAUUUGUGUCUGCAAAGAAAGAAAAUUGCUGCAUUUACACACGGAGCAACAGUAGUAACUUCAAUAAUUAGGUUUAACCAUAAAUUAUAUUGUAUUAUUGAAAAAGGGCCCAUCAGGAUCUAACAGCAGGCCAUACUCUUUGAUUUUAUGCUAUUAAUUAAGUUUUAGUCUGUUAAUACAUUACUACAAAUAUUGCAUGCUUACCGCAGCACUCUCUAGCAACCAAUCUCUGUCUGAAAAAAUGGAAUGCCGUCACUUUAAUGGAUGAACGAAGUAAUGUUUCAUGUCCUGUAUCUGAAAGGAGUUUUAGAAACUAAUGUUGUGGGUGAUUUUGUAUACUGUGGGAUAGCACUAUAUGUCUUCUUAAAGCUUAGAGUCAGAAUGAAUUGGAGUCACUGGUCCAACUCAGUUUUACAUUACAACAAACAUUAUCCUUCUCUAUUUAAAUUGUAAUUCUUGUGCAGACUCUCACCUGACCUUCUCUUUGGUAAUAAAAAAAGUAUUGCUACACUUAAUAUUGGUCCUUUUGCAUAUGGAAUGAAAUAAUUGUAGUUGGUGACACGUAGAUUUCUGAAGGAACAAUAAAUAAAAUGUGAACGCUGCUGUUGUGAAGACAUCCACUGGAUUCUAUCCGUAUCUUAUAAGUAUGUUACUGGUUUGUACAGCGAAAGAUUUCAGUGCUUUGAUAAUGCUUGUCUCUACAGAUAAAUAUGAUAACUUGACAGUCAUCUUCCUUGAUAAUUCAGGAUUUUGAUGCAGGGCAGUUAAAAUGCAACGGCGAAGACGUAUAAAUCCAAAGGAGGAUGCAAAAUUUUAUGUUACUGCUGGAAGGGACAAAGCGGGACUUGACAUCCAAUACAUCAGUGCCUUCAAAGGACGUGGCAUCUUUGCAACUACUCCAUUUGAAAAAGGAGAGUUUUUGCUGGAGUAUCGAGGUGAACUAAUAAACAAGCAGGAAUGCGAGAAGAGACAGAGGCUUUACCACAGCAGUCUUAAAGUGUUCAUGUUCGAGUUCCGUUUUAAUGGAAAACUGUGGUGCGUUGAUGCUGCAAAAGAGGAUGGAUCACUUGGAAGACUUGUAAAUGAUGACCAUAUCAACCCUAACACCAAGAUGAAGUACUUCAGCGUGCAAGGAAAGCCCCAUCUAUGUUUGUUUGCAAUACGGGACAUAAGUCCAGGAGAGGAGAUCACCUAUAAUUAUGGUGAUUCUGACUGGCCAUGGAGGAGCAAGGAUCUCGAUGAGGAAAUGCCUCAGAAAAGUCCAGAGACCGAAAGUCCCCCAUCAACAAAAGAAGUUGUUGAACAGCUCUCUUCCAUGCAUGAUCUGCAGAAGAAGACAAGUGAGAAAAUCCAGACAAGUCCAGUGCUUGAUGUACUCACCGUGGUUGGAAAGGUAGGUUAAAUCCAGUAUGCUAAUCAGUGUCAGAAUUUGUAGCACAAAGUUAAGUCUAACAACAUGGUCAUUGGUGCAGUGUG